AUGAAUCUGACCGAGUUGAAUCAGUCCAGUCAUUGUGUGAAUUUUUCCUGUCCAGAGAGAUCUGUAUUUCCUGCAGUUUAUAUUUUACUGUACGUGUGUUCAGCUGCUGUGGUUCUUCUAACAGUGUGUGGAAAUCUGCUCGUCAUCAUCGCUGUGUGUUACUUCAGGAAGCUUCACACACCGACCAACAUGCUCGUGCUCUCUCUGGCUGUAUCAGAUUUCUUGGUCGGCCUCUUUGUGAUGCCGUUCCACUUCACGUGGCUGAUCGAGUCAUGUUGGAUGUUUGGACAAAUUUUUUGCCUCCUGUUUAAUUUUAUGACUUUCCAGCUCACGAGUGUGUCUGUAGGAAACAUAGUUCUGAUCGCUCUGGAUCGUUACGUGGCUUUAAGCAAUCCAUUUCUGUACCUGACAGAUGUCACAUCUACAGUUGUUCACACACUGAUAUGGUUGUUAUGGGUGUCUUCAUUUUUGUACAACUUUGUGUUUUUUUACAUGAACGGAAACUUCACUGAUUUACUACUAUGUCCCGGUGAAUGUCUGGUCAAUGCUUUGAGUGAAGUCGGCUCGUUAAUCGACCUUGUUUUCAUCCUUAUCGUUCCUUGUGGUUUGAUGCUUAUUUUAUACCUCCAGAUCUUUGUUAUUGCGAGGAGGCAUGCAAACGCUAUACGAGAACUUAAUCACAACCUCACUGUCUCCAAAAAUGUAACGGAUGCAAUGAAAUCUGAAAGAAAGGCUGCUAAAGUGCUGGGUAUUCUGGUUUCUGUGUUUCUGGCAUGUUUGGUGCCAUAUUACAUCUGCACUUUAAUGAGCACUACAGCAUCGUCUUCCGUCAUUGUAAAUAAUAUUUUAAUUCUGUUUUAUCUGAAUUCAUCCAUUAAUCCUGUAAUCUAUGCUCUGUUUUACUCUUGGUUCCAGAAGUGCACAAAAAUGAUUUUAACUUGCAAAAUACUGCACACGGAUUGUUCUUUUGUGAAUGUGCUAUGA
This is a messenger RNA of Neoarius graeffei (lesser salmon catfish), 984 nucleotides long. Its product is annotated as trace amine-associated receptor 13c-like. The record is from RefSeq and is a predicted model, not a curated record. Gene Ontology annotation, molecular function: trace-amine receptor activity. Gene Ontology annotation, cellular component: membrane. The transcript has a single exon. Gene Ontology annotation, biological process: G protein-coupled receptor signaling pathway. The coding region runs from base 1 to 984 and encodes 327 amino acids. NCBI's taxonomy places the organism in Eukaryota, Metazoa, Chordata, Actinopteri, Siluriformes, Ariidae.